GAUCACCGCCAUCCACCUGGGCAAGCACAACCUCUACAUGCGGGAGUGGGGCGAGGUGCAGAAGAUGGUGCAGAAGUUUGUGCCACACCCCAACUAUGACCCCACCACCAAGGACAACGACAUCAUGAUGAUGAAGCUCCUGACGCCUGUCACCCUCACCAGCAGGAUCCAGCCCGUCCCCGUGGCCUCCUGCCUCCCAGAGCCCGGCACCACCUGCAUCACCUCGGGAUGGGGGGCCACCACCUCCCCAGAAGUCUCUUACCCGGACGUCUUGCAGUGCGUCAACGUCACCAUCUUCUCGAUGGCCGAGUGCCGCCGGUUAUACCCCGGUUCCAUCACCGAGAACAUGCUGUGUGCCGGAAGCCUCCAAGGCGGUAGGGACUCCUGCCAGGGUGACUCCGGAGGACCUCUGGUUUGCAACAGGACCCUCCAAGGCAUCGUCUCCUGGGGCAUGGAGAAAUGCGGCCAGCCCAAGAGACCCGGUGUCUACACCAAGAUCUGCAGAUACGCCCAGUGGAUCAGGAGGACCAUGGAGGACAACUAG
Phaethon lepturus (White-tailed tropicbird) is the source of this 544-nucleotide messenger RNA. RefSeq names its product kallikrein-13-like. Gene Ontology annotation, biological process: proteolysis. The record is from RefSeq and is a predicted model, not a curated record. Gene Ontology annotation, molecular function: serine-type endopeptidase activity. The annotation marks the transcript as partial. The transcript has 3 exons. NCBI's taxonomy places the organism in Eukaryota, Metazoa, Chordata, Aves, Phaethontiformes, Phaethontidae.